Messenger RNA from Nestor notabilis (Kea), 2097 nucleotides. It is a transcript of the gene CDHR5, whose product is annotated as cadherin-related family member 5. Gene Ontology annotation, biological process: cell morphogenesis; homophilic cell-cell adhesion; multicellular organism development. Gene Ontology annotation, molecular function: cadherin binding; calcium ion binding. Gene Ontology annotation, cellular component: catenin complex; adherens junction; membrane. NCBI's taxonomy places the organism in Eukaryota, Metazoa, Chordata, Aves, Psittaciformes, Psittacidae. The record is from RefSeq and is a predicted model, not a curated record.
AUGGCUGUUUCUCACUGGCUCCUCACUUCUGUGCUCCUUCUGCUGCUCUUCAUAACACAGGUUUUAGCACAGCAACAAGGGUGUUCUGUUAGUAACAGUGAACCAAGUGUUUAUGAAAAUAACCCUCCUGGCUAUGUGCUGGCCACUAUCCAUGUGGAUCCAGGCUUCGCUGUGUCCAUUGAUCCUACUUCCGAAGAUGCCAAAUUUUUCGCUAUACAGGGGUCUGAGCUGCAGCUGGCUGAAACAGUGGACUACGAGGAAAACACUGUGCUGAUGGUGACGCUGAUCUGUUCGAACUCUGAUGUGGAGAGUUAUUCCUUGGAAAUUCUGGUGACCAUUCUCAAUGAGAAUGACAACAUUCCAGUGUUCAAGCAAACCAACCUCACCCAAGUUGUUCCUGAGGAUACAAAAGUGAAUGCAACCAUUAUAGCCCGUGAGGAGUUAAGUGCCACUGAUGCUGACCAGGACACCAUCUUCUAUGAACUCACAACAAUAGUGCAGGGCACAGAAGAUUAUUUUGCCAUAAAAGGACUUAAUAACCCAGAAAUUUAUUUAAGAAGAGCAUUGGACUAUGACAAAUUUAAACUGACAACAUUGCUGCUGUAUGCACGGGACAGGCCUGUGGACAGCUCUGACGCCACCAACACAGCUACUGCAACUAUAAAUAUACUUAUUGAACAGUCUGACACCAAACCUCCCUGGUUCCUACCCUGUACCUUCAUUAACACGGACAACAACAUCUGCAUCAGCAGCCCCUACACUGGGAGGGUCAAUAUAUCCGAGGUGUCGACAGAACCACUCAUCCUGGAACCGGGGCCUAUCCACGCCAUUGAUCCUGACUACACUAUAAAUGAGAGGAUUGUGUAUAGUAUUGUUGGUGGGGAUACAGACAAAGUAUUCUCAGUGGAUGCAGACACAGGGAAUCUGACUAUGAACAAAGCAGCCACUUCCCCAGAUGGGUUCCUCCUGCAGGUGAUGGCCACCCAGGUCAACAACAUCCAGAAAUACUCCAUAGCCAGUGUAGAGAUUAAGGUCAUCAAUAAAAGUGAGCAUCCACCAUACUUUGAGAACAAGACCUACAGUGGGACAGUGUUUGUUGGACUGGCCGCAGGGAGCUUUGUCUUCCAAGCUGGUGAUCCUUCAAGCCCCCUGAUGAUAACAGCAGUGGAUGAUGACUUCCUUGAUAAAGUCAACCCAAAUAUUGAGUACUACAUAAAAAACAGUACUGAUUUCAUUGCAACCAGAGAUGGAUUCAUCCUGACAAAUGCGGUACUGCAGUCCCCAGAAACUGUAACCAUUGAGGCUGUUGGAAAAGACACUGUGAGCUUGCAGGAGGCAAGCACUGUGAUUGUGGUGGAGGUUGUGCGUGCCACAGCUGUAACCUCCUCUGAUAAGGCAUACACUGCUCAGGAUAUGGCUAUCUUAGGUGGUACAUUAGCAGCACUGCUAUUACUUGCCUUAGUCUUCCUUGGAGUGAUGAUAUAUAAACAGUACAGAAAACCAGUCAAAUACCUCAUAAGGAAAAAGCUCUCGAAGGAAAUCUCUAGGGGUUCCCAGAACCAAAGCUACAAGCAAGAGACACUCCCAGAUGUGAGCACCAAACAGCAUGAGGCAUCGGAGAACGGCAGUGUCCAGUCAAUGACACAUGUACUAAAGCAACCAGCACUUCCCUUGCCCUCUUCCAAUGCAGAAGAAAUUAACAGCCCCCCAAAGGCUUUUGUAGCUUCUACUAUUACCUUUGACCAGGAAGAGAAAGAGGAAGAAGUGGGAGACACUGAACCUAAGAAAGAGGUGAAGUCUAUCCUCAAGACAGACAGGCAUGUGGCAGAUGAUGGCUACAAAGCUGUGUGGUUUAAGACAAGUGUGGAUCCAGAAGCUGGAGAAACAGUUGAAGUGAUCGAGGACAAUGCAGUAGAUAGUGAUGAUGAGAAUGACCAAGAUCUGAAGGAGGAGGAGGAGGAAGAAGAUUAUGACAAGAAUGAUCACUACAGAGGGCCGUGAGCAUCCUCAGCUGAGAGCUCCCUCCCAGCUGCAGAAGUGAUGGUCAACAUGUCUCACAUAGAUGCAGUGACAAAUGACAGUGACCUAGUGUCCUGG